AAAGCCGUUGACUUCAGUUGCCGGAAGUGUGCCCACGUGGGUGCGUGUGGUGUGAGCGGGGAGAGGAACUUAUUUGAAUUAACGCGCUUUUAAUGUCGCCAAACGUUGUUUAAAGUGUAGAUUUAUUUCAAGUAAUAGUGCUUUAACGAUAAACUUCAGAUAUUAUUUGUAGUUUGCUCAGCAUGCGUAUUUAAACAACGAGGCGCCCUGCACUCGGCGAAAUUUUGAAGUAGGACAAGAUAGCAACGCACCAUGGAGACGGAGCUAUACAUAGGUAUGUAGUCAAUGACAAGGCCAUCGGCGCAGCCAUGGUCCCAGUGCUGCGGACCUCGUCAGGCAGUAAACACCACGCGCCAUGGGUCUCCCGUCUGUCUCUGUGGGCGCCAUCGUCGCUGCACUGCUUCUGGUUUCAGGUGCCGCUGCCUCGAUGUUUGUCACCGACCAGAUCCAGCCGACGUUCUCGCUCCUGAAGUCGAGGGGGUGUCUGCCGGAUGACUUCAACAACUCGGCCUCUAAACCCGCCGCUCCCAACUGCAUGAAUCUGGUCAGCGACGGUGAUCUUCCAAAGACAUGUGAGGGCGUUCCUCGCCUCUCGCUGUUUUACGUCUGCUACGCUAAAAGCCAGGGGAUGCUGGGCGAUACACCCACCCCGCCGACGGGCGAUAAACUGGAAGAGGCCAUCGCGUUCCUGCUCGCCCAGAUGAAGGGCCGCAAAUCCAAGUACACCAGUGACGCCGGCUGGAUCAUCAAAGCCUACCAGAUCAUGGACGAGUGUGCGGCGCAGCGCGCGGCGGGCCUGUCGCUGCCGCGGGCUGCCGUCUACAGUCUGACUCUGCACUGCCUGCGCUGGUCGUGGUUCGUCGACUGUGACCGGCAACAGGAGGAGCGUGGCGAGCUGGACGCGGCCGGCGCCAGACGCCGAGCCGCCUUCCUCUGCGGUCAGUGUCCGCUCAGCCCGGCCUCCCUGCGGGCCGUCCUGGAGAGCGCCACCAGUCGCACCCUGCAACAGUGUGACACGGGCGAUCCGGCCGAGGAAGACCCCCACCAGAGGUACGCCGAUGGUGUUGCGAAGGUUAUCAGCCUUCUAGAGGACUUUCAGAGCGGCAACAAGCUCAAGUAUGACGAACUGCAGAGCGCCGUCACCAACGAGCUCUCUGGUGCCAACAGCGAGAUGGCCGAGAAGCUGAUGAAGGUUUUAUUCUUGUGCGAGUCCACCAAGACGAGCGAGGACUUCGUCAAGGCUGGGCGGAGAUCGGCGUGCUCAGCUGCAUUUAUCAGGAGGCCAACAAGGUGGCUGCCGCGUUUCCUGAUCAGUGUAAACUGUCCACCUGAGCAGGGGACGGUGUAAUCUGUUCGCCUGAGUCGGGAGCAGAAGGCCAAGAUGGCUGGGGCUGGGUACUGGGAGACGGGGUAUCAUGACUUCAGGCUGCUUUUCCGCCCGGAGAAGGGAUUGUAUUGCCACCUGCUGCCGUUAUUUUAACCUUUAAGCGUCACAAAGUGAAUAAAACUAAGUUUACAUUUUAAUCUGCUGUUUUACCUUUUGGCAGGGUGUUUCUAAUCUAAUUUAAACAGCGCGUAAUG
Molecule: messenger RNA, 1581 nt
Organism: Amphibalanus amphitrite
Lineage: Eukaryota; Metazoa; Arthropoda; Thecostraca; Balanomorpha; Balanidae
Exons: 4
Coding region: 356-1348 (330 amino acids)
Source: RefSeq, a predicted model, not a curated record